AUGAAGCCUGUUGCAGUGGUCAAGAGAAGUUCAUAUGCUCUGAGCCGCCGGCCCUUGCUCCAGUCCAAGGGGAUGGGGAAGUUCAAGAAGCAAUAUGAGAAACGCAUAAGCCAAGUCUUAAACCAGGUCCAUCCAACCACAAUCCAGCAGAGCUGGGCCCUGGAUCAGUUGAGUGCACCCAAGGCUGGGGGUACACUGUGCAGUCAGGUUGCUUUGGAAGCUGCUCGGCUAGCCCACUCAAAACCCAGAAACGCCAUUUCCAGCAAAGAAAUCUGUGCGGCUCUGAGGAACCUGAACUCUGCCAAGAGGCCAAGACAAUGCAAGGAAUAA
Molecule: messenger RNA, 330 nt
Organism: Nanorana parkeri
Lineage: Eukaryota; Metazoa; Chordata; Amphibia; Anura; Dicroglossidae
Product: histone H2B-like
Exons: 2
Coding region: 1-330 (109 amino acids)
Molecular function (GO): protein heterodimerization activity
Source: RefSeq, a predicted model, not a curated record